Ylistrum balloti is the source of this 1359-nucleotide messenger RNA. RefSeq names its product acyl-coenzyme A amino acid N-acyltransferase 1-like. Gene Ontology annotation, molecular function: fatty acyl-CoA hydrolase activity. The record is from RefSeq and is a predicted model, not a curated record. Lineage: Eukaryota; Metazoa; Mollusca; Bivalvia; Pectinida; Pectinidae. Bases 1 to 1359 code for a protein of 452 amino acids. The transcript has 9 exons. Gene Ontology annotation, biological process: fatty acid metabolic process; acyl-CoA metabolic process.
AUGUCGAACACACGUCGGAAGAUCUUCGACAGCGCUGAACUUGUGACGUCACAGAGUCGAUGCUUUAACAAUAGAUCGAUGGAAAGUGUACGCUUAUCUGUCUGCCCCGACGACGUGUUGGUGGACAGAAAGGUGUCUGUCCAGGUGUCAGGGCUAGAGGCUAGACAAAAUGUGACCGUAUAUACAUCAGUCAAGGGCGACAAAGGAGUAGCAUUCGCCAGUUGUGGGUGUUACCAGGCAACAACGGAUGGGCGAUUGGACCUGGAGAGCAUGCCUUCCUCUUCUGGAACCUACACAGGAAUCGAUGGCAUGGGGUUUAUUUGGAGCAUGCUGCCAUCCGUAGGACAGCGCCCAGGCGUCCAACUUUUGCAUAGUGAUGUCACCAAGCCACAGAUAGUGGACAUUUCUGUCUACAACGGUCAUCUUGGCUUUAUAGAUUUAUGUAAAGGCCUUUCUGACUCUCCAGUGGCGAAAACAGUGCUGAAACGUUGGUAUAAAUCCCAAGACGUCAGCAGAAUACCGAUUACAUCUGGGCGAAUACGUGGGUCACUUUUCGUUCCAAAUGGUGACCGACAGUUCCCAGGGAUAAUAGAUAUCGUCGGCCUUGAAGUAGGUGUCAUGGAGAACCGGGCUGCUCUUCUUGCAUCUCAUGGAUACGUUGUCAUGGCACUGCCUUACUAUGGUUAUGAAGACCUUCCUAAACACAUCGUUAAUCUGGAUUUACAAUACUUUAAGGAAGCAGUAACAUUUAUGGACACACACAUCCAUGUCAAGCCUGGCGGUCUGGGAAUUAUAGCAAAUUCUAAAGGGGCAGAAUUCGCCCAGCUUAUGGCCAUCCAUUGUGAUAAAAUUAAAUAUAUGGUCAGUGUGAAUGGCAUGCCCUACAUAACAUUCUUUCCUAUCAGGAAUGGUGAUGUAUCAUAUCCACCUGCCGUAAAACUGGAUCUCUCCUCUUGUGAUUUUACUGAUGAAGGGGUUGUCGGCAGAAAGGGUCACAUCCUUGACACUGAAAAAUUCAUCAAAGUAUGGGAAUCAGACGUAAAAAUCCUGAGUAUUUGUGGUUCUGAUGACCUCAACCUCCAUCCUGAUCUCCAGCAGCUUCGGGUCGACUGUUUUCCCCCCGACAAACGUGACAACAUAGAACUUGUGACGUACAAGGGAGCAGGGCACUUAAUAGAGCCUCCUUUUACCCCCCACUGUCGGGCCUCUUAUAACAAACUGAUACAAAACAAUUUGGUAUGGGGUGGAAACCCAAUCGACCAUGCAUAUGCACAAGACGAUUCCUGGAGACGUAUUCUUCACUUCCUCACUAAACAUUUCCAUGGAGAGGACACGGUUUCUAAGUUACAUAAAUUAUAA